AUGGAUUCCCAGUCUGUUGUCGAUGGGAUUGCGAAAUGGACGCCGGAGUGGAAAAGAGAUCGCAAAGGACGCGUUCAUAAGCGAGAUCACAUGUGGGACCAGGACUUGUGGGACGCGCUGAGGUUCUGGGACAUACCGAGGGACUGGAAUGAAGCGGACGAGUUUGCGAAAGAGGUCGUCUGGAUCAGUAAACAAAAGGGAAAGAAGCGAGCGAAUGUAUUCCCCUUCGAACUUGAAAUUCUACCUACCGAAUGA
Molecule: messenger RNA, 255 nt
Organism: Coprinopsis cinerea okayama7#130
Lineage: Eukaryota; Fungi; Basidiomycota; Agaricomycetes; Agaricales; Psathyrellaceae
Exons: 3
Coding region: 1-255 (84 amino acids)
Molecular function (GO): nucleic acid binding
Source: RefSeq, a predicted model, not a curated record